Racocetra fulgida is the source of this 154-nucleotide messenger RNA. Lineage: Eukaryota; Fungi; Glomeromycota; Glomeromycetes; Diversisporales; Gigasporaceae. The record is from the annotation of a GenBank genome assembly.
AGGAAUAGUGAAAAUCUUAACCGCAAUAGCUGAUCUUAUCAAAGCUUCGAAAUCUAAUUUAAUCAAUUCUAUUGCAAAAAAUACCGUUAGCCCUAAUAUUAGCUCAAACAAAAAUAUGAGCAAUAACAUCACUCUGGAAAACCUGUCUGUAUAA